UGGAGGCCUCCGAAUCAAAAAAAAAGGGAGGAGUCAAAGUGAGCAGGGCAGGAAACAGAGAUGGCGGAGGGUGUAAAGAAAACAUGGCACAAAUAUAUGUUGCAAAUGCAGCUCCACCCUUUACGAACUAAGGCCAUAACCGCAGGGGUGUUGGCUGGUUGCAGUGAUGCCAUUGGUCAGAAGAUUCUUGGCGCUAAAAAGCUUCAGCUCAGACAAGUGUCUCUCAUGAUUCUGUAUGGCUUUGCAUAUGCAGGGCCAUUUGGGCAUUUCUUGCAUAAGUUAAUGGAUCGCAUCUUCAAGGGAAAAAAGGAUACAAAAACAAUUGCUAAAAAGGUUGUGCUGGAGCAGCUAACUUCUUCACCAUGGAACAAUAUGUUUUUCCUCCUUUAUUAUGGAUUAGUUAUUGAGGGAAGACAAUGGAAUUUUGUGAAGAAUAAGUUGAGAAAGGACUACCCCUCUGUGCAACUAAAUGCAUGGAAGGUUUGGCCGAUAGUAGCUUGGGUGAAUUACCAAUAUAUGCCUAUUCAGUUCCGUGUUAUAUUUCACAGUUUUGUUGCAUCUUGCUGGAGCAUCUUCCUGAAACUUCGAGCUCGUUCUUUAGUUAAGCUUGCUUAGAUAAAAGGUUAUUUGGAAAGCAACUUUUCUCACAGCUGGUAAGACACACAUGCAUUGACAAAUGUAUGUGUUUUGAAUGUAUGUAUUCCAAGUAUUGCAAAGUUCAUCAAACAAAUUGAAUAGAGCAAUAAGCAACAAAACAGGGAUUAUUUAUGACGAUAAAUGCUAUAAGCUGUUGUACUUUACUGUUUUAAAGCUUGGACAAUUUCUUUGGUUUUUGCA
Messenger RNA from Cryptomeria japonica (Japanese cedar), 837 nucleotides. Its product is annotated as peroxisomal membrane protein PMP22. The record is from RefSeq and is a predicted model, not a curated record. Gene Ontology annotation, cellular component: cytoplasm; membrane. The transcript is spliced from 6 exons. Lineage: Eukaryota; Viridiplantae; Streptophyta; Pinopsida; Cupressales; Cupressaceae. Bases 61 to 615 code for a protein of 184 amino acids.